Molecule: messenger RNA, 1705 nt
Organism: Vitis riparia (riverbank grape)
Lineage: Eukaryota; Viridiplantae; Streptophyta; Magnoliopsida; Vitales; Vitaceae
Product: probable pectinesterase/pectinesterase inhibitor 17
Exons: 3
Coding region: 14-1576 (520 amino acids)
Biological process (GO): cell wall modification
Molecular function (GO): pectinesterase inhibitor activity; pectinesterase activity
Source: RefSeq, a predicted model, not a curated record
UACAACCCCUGUAAUGGCGAUAAAGCUCGAGUUAUUCGCAAUUUUUAUGCUCUCUUUGUCAUUUUUCUCUUCCACCCUAUUGGCUUCUGACUCCGGCGACGUCAACUGGUGGUGCGACAAAACGCCAUAUCCGGCACCUUGCAAGUACUUCAUGAGCCAUGGUGGGCACAAGUACAAUGCGCCCAAGCAGAAGUCCGAGUUCCGAAAGAUGGCUAUGGAGGUGGCCAUGGAGCGAGCCCUCACCGCGCAGAGCCACAACAAGUGGCUGGGGUCCAAGUGCCGCAACGAGCGCGAGAAGGCUGCAUGGGCUGAUUGCUUGAAGCAGUAUCAAGACACCAUUCAACAACUCAACCAAACCCUGGACCCUGCAACCAAGUGCACAGACUUUGACCAGCAAACUUGGCUCAGCACAGCCUUGACAAACCUCGACACAUGUCGGGCAGGUUUCGUGGAGCUCGGCGUUUCAGACUUCGUGUUGCCUCUCAUGUCCAACAAUGUGUCAAAGCUGAUCAGCAACAGUUUAGCUAUGAAAAAUGAUAUUCCCGAGAAACAUACAUACAAAGAAGGGUUUCCCAGUUGGGUUAAAGCUGGGGAUAGGAGGCUUUUGCAGUCAACGUCGACGGCGGCAAAGGCAAACCUAGUGGUGGCCCCGGAUGGAUCAGGGAAUUAUAAGACCAUAAAGGCGGCGAUUGAAGCAGCAGCGAAGAGGAGUGGGAGUGGGAGGUAUGUGAUACAUGUGAAGAAAGGAGUGUACAAGGAGAAUAUAGAGAUUGGGAACAAAAUGAAGAAUAUAAUGCUGGUGGGUGAUGGGCUGAGGAACACCAUUAUUACUGGCAGCCGCAGCGUUGGAGGAGGCUUCACCACCUUCAACUCUGCCACAGUUGCUGUGACUGGUGAAGGUUUCAUAGCCCGUGGCAUCACAUUCCGCAACACGGCCGGUCCACAGAAUCACCAAGCAGUGGCGCUCCGGUCAGGCUCCGACCUCUCUGUCUUCUACCAAUGCUCCUUUGAAGGAUACCAAGACACCCUCUAUGUCCACUCGCAGCGACAAUUCUACAAAGAAUGCUACAUCUAUGGAACAGUAGAUUUCAUAUUUGGCAACGCAGCAGUGGUCCUCCAAAACUGCAUGAUCUAUGCCAGGAGGCCUAUGGAUAAACAAAAAAAUGUAGUCACAGCACAAGGCAGAUCUGAUCCAAACCAAAACACCGGGAUAUCCAUCCAUAACAGCCGUGUCAUGGCUGCAACCGACCUUAAACCGGUGCUGAGUUCCUUCAAGACCUUCUUGGGACGGCCAUGGAAGGAGUACUCACGGACUGUUUACCUUGGAACUUACCUUGAUACCUUGGUGGACUCUGCAGGCUGGUUGGAAUGGGAUGGAAACUUUGCCCUGAAUACUUUGUACUAUGGCGAGUAUAAGAAUUUCGGGCCUGGUUCAUCGACCAGUGGGAGGGUGAAGUGGCGAGGCUAUCGGGUUAUAACCAGUGCAACUGAAGCUUCCAAGUUCAGUGUCGCCAACUUUAUAGCUGGCCAGUCAUGGUUACCGGCCACUGGUGUCCCGUUCAGGUCUGGUCUAUGAUGAUGUCCAACACCGCAUGUAUGAAGACCUUCAUGGGAACUGGAAAUGGGAUUUUCACAAUCAUUAACUUGUAAUAAGAAUUAAUUAUAAUAAUUCCCAUGUUUCUGAGGGAACUGACCAUUACUAGAA